UUAAAAACUUUCACUUUCGAUUUCUUUGUCGCGUAAGCUACGAGGAAAUCCAUCGUACUGCGAAUGGAUCGACUUCGCCGUCGUUUGGUUGAUGUUUAGGCCGUUGUGUUAAAUACAAAGUUAAAUUCCUCCCAACUUUAGGACACACGAUGGCUAUUUUUGAUGUGAGCGGUUAUAAAAAAUAUUGUGAACUCCGUGAACAGAUUUUUCCAGCAGGACUGACGCAUCUUGUAGACCGAACCAACCACUACAACUUUGGCACUAAAACCCAGGAGUUUGCUGUCCCUCCGGGUGUAGACCCUUCAGGGUUUCUAAAGUCCUGCAACCAUGACGGAGGUGUGUGUAUUGAAAUGAACCACGGUACCACCACCCUGGCCUUCAAAUUCAAGCACGGAGUCAUCGUGGCAGUGGACUCCAGAGCCUCAGCAGGAAACUACCUAGCAUCAAAAGAUGCCAACAAGGUGAUAGAGAUCAACUCUUACCUGCUGGGCACCAUGUCAGGUAGUGCUGCAGACUGCCAGCACUGGGAGAGACUCCUGGCCAAAGAGUGCAGGCUGUACAGGCUGAGAAACAACCACCGGAUCUCUGUGGCUGCUGCAUCUAAGCUUCUGUCCAACAUGAUGCUGGGUUACAGAGGAAUGGGGCUCUCUAUGGGAAGCAUGAUCUGUGGAUGGGACAAGCAGGGUCCUGGUCUGUACUAUGUGGAUGAUAAUGGGACACGUCUGUCUGGUCGUAUGUUUUCUACUGGCUGUGGAAAUAGUUAUGCCUACGGUGUGGUGGACAGCGGCUAUAGGGAAGACAUGACAGUAGAGGAGGCGUAUGAGCUCGGCCGUCGAGGCAUUACACAUGCUACACACAGAGAUGCUUACUCUGGAGGGGUGGUCAACAUGUAUCACAUGAGGGAAGACGGCUGGAUAAAGGUGUGUAAGGAUGACGUGUCGGAGCUGAUCCAUCGCUACAGAAAAGGAAUGUUCUGAGUUUCAUCAAUAAAUCCAGAUCAGCAUGUUGAAAACUGUCCAAAACAAUACUGAUGUUUUUGGAAAUGAUCCACAAACCUCAUUAUAAGCAGUUUUCACUGUGAUGCGAGUAGAGAAAAAUUCCAAGAAAAUCAAUUAGAAUAAAUUUAUUGAAAAUUUUGAUUUUGCACUAAAUAUUAAGAUGUUUUCUUUAUAAGAUUGUACCUAUUAAAAUGACUCCAAAUCAUGACUUGUGUAAUAAUUCCCGUUAACUAUGUUGUGUUGCACUGUGUUAUAAAAUAUUAGUUACACAAUUGACAAAAUUCCUUCUGACUGAUAUCUGUGUUAACAGGAUUGGCAUGUCUGUCAGAAUGAUAAGGUACAGUAGUAUAAAGACAAAAUAAUUAUCUUUAGCUAUAGUUAAAAUACAUAUCUGGUAUAUAUUGCAAUAUACAAAAUAUAUAUACCAAGUAAAAUGCAAAUGCUUAUUACUGAAUUGGGAAAAUAGUGCUAAUAUAAUUUUUAUUAUUUAAACAAACUAUCUAGAGCUAGUUCGAUUUCAAUUUCAGUUUGAUCAGAAAAUCUUUCUGAGAUCAACACAUUUGUUGCAAUAGAGCUCUGAAGACAGAUUAUAUAUUGCAUAUAGAAAGUCACAUUAUUCUGAACAGGCUCUUAGAGUAGUGUUUCUAAGUUGAAGUUAGUUACUGCUCAUUCCAGCAACAUGAUGAACUGCUGGAACUGAAUGAAUAAUACCAUGAGCUGAGUUUUCCCUUAUUUAGAGUUUGUGUGAGGAAAUGUCAAAGCCCAAAGCCAUUGGGUCAUAUGAUGCGCAGUAGUUUUUAACGCUGUACUCAAAAUGUGGACAUCUUGGCAGAUAUAAUAAAAAAGGUUUUGAAAUGGAAA
Molecule: messenger RNA, 1859 nt
Organism: Pelmatolapia mariae (spotted tilapia)
Lineage: Eukaryota; Metazoa; Chordata; Actinopteri; Cichliformes; Cichlidae
Gene: psmb8a
Product: proteasome 20S subunit beta 8A
Exons: 6
Coding region: 150-977 (275 amino acids)
Cellular component (GO): proteasome core complex
Molecular function (GO): threonine-type endopeptidase activity
Source: RefSeq, a predicted model, not a curated record